AUGAAAUAAUCAGGAGAGAGUCGUUCUCAGAUUGUCAACAUUGCUGAUAAACCCCAGAAGAACCAACUUCAAGGGAGUAUCAUUAUGAAUAAGGCAGUUUACUGUGAAGAUGAAUAAAGUUUUAAUCCUUAGUUUUUCAAGAACAAACUAAUGGAGGAACAAAAACAAUAACAAUUAGAGCUAUUACAGAAACAAAAAGAAGAGUAAAAACAAGAGGAGGUUGUGCAUAAAUCCAAGGUAAAGAAGCCUUCAAUGAUUAAUAAAAAAAGAAAAAGCAUGACUCGAAAAAGGUCGACAUCACCCACUGUUGAUAUACCUAAAGGAGAGGAGAAAAAAGAGGCUGUGCAGGAAGAGUCUUCGUUUAUUGCAUUGAUUAAAAAAUAGGCUCAAAAUCUGUAAUAAUAGCAAAAACAUGAUAAAGCAAAUGAAUUAAAUUAAUCUUCUACAUCCCUAAUCAAUAAUCCCAGCAACCUUGAUGUAUCACAAGAUGACUAGAUUUAAACUAAUCUAUCUAAAAACAAUGUUAAUUAGACAAGCAAUACCAGCAUAAGCAGAGGAAAUGCUGAUAGAUCGAAAAGUCAAUCUUUCGUUAGACAAUAAAGCAAUAUAUCCUAAACGACAACUGCAUAAAAUAACGUAAUUGAGUAUAACAUCAACAGAAGAUUUGGCUUGUAAUUUAAAAAGUGUUUUAUCCGAAGAAAGCCCAAUUUAGACCUGAUAACUCUGGAUUAAAAUCAGAGAAGGCAGGCUGAGCUCUAAGCUUAUCACUAGUUCAAGCAAAAUAAAGAAAACGCUGAUGUUUUGUACCUAGUGGACUAAUAAUGGAUAGAAAGAUGGAUAGAGUAUCUAAGGGGGAAUCUUGAUUCUCCAGACUAUAUAAAUAACGAAAAACUUCAUCGAAUAAUAUUUGAGGAGUAGAGAGCUAGAUAUCUCAGAAUGAAUGAGGAUUUCAUUUUAGUCCAUAAAUCCCUGUUUGAAUACUUAUACAGCCUUUACGGGUGCGAUUAUUUCAUCCAGGGAAAAUAGUAUUAAAGAGCUUCAAUUUCUAGAAUGGCAGUAAGUCCAAACAAUAGUGGUCCUGUUCAAGGAGUUAUUGGAGCCAAAACUAGCGAGUAAUCAACCUAGUCCUCAUCUUUGAAAAAUCAACAGCAGUACUAAGACAGCGUUUCUCAUGCUUCGUUCAUUAGUGGAACAAGCUCAUCAUUUUAGAAAUUUUCAAAAGGCCAUCCGAUGUUAUAUGAAUCUGGUAAAGGUCAAGGGUUAUCUCUUGCCCAAAGGAUUGAAGAAAGCAAAAAAUAAAUAUAGUAGCAAGAUUUCGAAUCUUAAUUAUCUGAUGGCGUACAACUGUAUCAAGAAGUUUUAGGGAAAAGACAAACAUAGAUGGUUGUUGUGGUGUCCCCGGAUCACAUUAAAACUGAGAUUGUAAAUAAGUUUUCCCCUGUAUUCUAGCAUGAUUGUCAUGAAUUUUUCACCCAUAUCAUGUCUAAUCUAUAAGAUGAAGAAACUCCAAUUUAAGAAAAAUAGUAUACUGAUUCCGAUAACAUGAGUGCUGAGGCAUCUUGGAAUAAUUUCGAGCAAUCUCAUCCCUCUAUUAUCGACAAAUUAUUUAGUGGGCUGUAAAAGACAAUUGUAACUUGCGUAAAGUGCAAUCGAAAGUCUGUUACCUACAACCCUUUCAUGACACUCAGCCUAGCCUAUGAGAGUUCAAUCGACAAAUGCAUUGCAAAUUAUUUACGAGAGGACACCCUAGAUACUAAAGACUAGUAUAAAUGCGAGAAGUGCAAUUAAAGUUCGAAGGCUAAAAUUAAAACGGAGAUAAGCAAGUUGCCGAAUAUUUUGGUAUUCCAUCUGAAAAGGUUCGCUUUUCCGUCCAUGAAAAAAAUCAAGGGGAAGGUUAAGUAUGGAAGUUAUAUAGACAUGCAAAAGUAUUGUAAAAAUAGUAAGCUAGAUGUGGAGGAUACUUAAUAUGAACUCUUUGCAUUGACAGUUCAUGUGGGAACACUAGAACAAGGCCAUUAUGUAGCGUUCACUAAAAGAAAUCAAAAGUGGAUUUUAUUCAAUGACGAGGAGUAUUAAUAAGUCAAGGAAACAGAUGCUCUAAAUCAGGAAGCUUAUCUUCUUUUUUAUAGAAAACUAACUCUAUGA
Molecule: messenger RNA, 2145 nt
Organism: Stylonychia lemnae
Lineage: Eukaryota; Ciliophora; Spirotrichea; Sporadotrichida; Oxytrichidae
Source: the annotation of a GenBank genome assembly